AUGGUUUACAAGAAGAUCGCUUACGAAGAACUCGCCUCCUCCCCCCUCGGCCAGGCCAUUGAUUUGGCUAGCUCUGCUCUCGGUACCACCAUCGUUGCUGUCACCGAUGAAUUCUUCGCUCCCGCCACCAACAUGAUCAACCCCCUUCCCCCUGUGCACUGCCCCGGUCGCUUCGUCGACACCGGUGCCUGGAUGGACGGCUGGGAGACCAAGCGUCACAACCAGACCUAUGACUGGGCCAUCCUCAAGCUCGGUUUCUCUGGUAACAUCAUCGGUUUCGACAUUGACACCCACUACUUCACUGGUAACCAGGCUCCUGCUGCCCGUGUUGAGGCUGCUUUCUGCCCUGAGGGUGAUGUCCAGGCCAAGGAUGUCAAGUGGGUUGAAAUCUUGCCCAAGGUUGAACUUCCCCCCACCUGCCACAACGUCUUCGUCCUUGACCAACCCACUGAGGUCUACACCCACAUCCGUCUUAACAACAUCCCCGAUGGUGGUAUUGCCCGUUUCCGUGUCUACGGUAACGUGAACCCCAUCUGGCCCGCUGACAAGAACACCAUCCUCGAUCUUGCCUACUGCGGUCUCGGUGGUCGUGCCGUCGAAGUCAGCAAUGCUCACUUCACCCCCGGUUCCAACCUCUUGUUGCCCGGUCGCGGUCAGAACAUGGGUGACGGUUGGGAGACCAAGCGUUCCCGCACUCCCGGUCACUCUGACCACGUUAUCAUCAAGCUCGGUGAUAAGGGUCACCUCUUGAAGGCUGAGAUCGAUACCUCCCACUUCAAGGGUAACUACCCCGCUGCCAUCAUGUUGACUGCCACCAACUCCGACAAGGAAGUCCCCUGCGAAAACGCUGAAUGGACCACCUUGAUUGACAAGACUGCCGUUGGUGCCCACGAUCUCUUCUACUUCGACCUCCCCGCCACCGACAAGGUCUUCACCCACGCCAAGAUCUACAUCAUUCCUGAUGGUGGUCUUAAGCGUGUCCGCCUCUACGGUGUCCGUGAGGGCGGUGAGCUCCCCAAGUUGCCCAUUGCUGUUCCCACUGUCGUUGAAAACGGUGUUGUCAAGAACUAA
Messenger RNA from Radiomyces spectabilis, 1071 nucleotides. Its product is annotated as allantoicase. Bases 1 to 1071 code for a protein of 356 amino acids. Lineage: Eukaryota; Fungi; Mucoromycota; Mucoromycetes; Mucorales; Radiomycetaceae. Gene Ontology annotation, biological process: allantoin catabolic process. The transcript is spliced from 5 exons. The record is from RefSeq and is a predicted model, not a curated record. Gene Ontology annotation, molecular function: allantoicase activity.